AUGAGUCAAAAUGAUAAUAAUUUAGACGGCAUUCUUCAUUUAAUCCAGAUCUCAGUGCAAGGAAUGGCGCAAGAUCCGGUCCUCUGUAAGACUCAACCAGGUUUGUUCUUUGCUAAACCAAACUUUGGGGUUUUUGUCAAUAUUCGCUACAAGGCAGACAUUGAGAUAGAUGACGAUAAUGUACGCGAUGGAAUUGUGGGAACGGCUGCUGACGUAGUGAACUAUGCACAGAAACUUGACAGAAAGACUGAAGGUGGCACAGUAUAUCGAACAAGAGCCAUCGUGGCGUUUAAUCCAAAUCAGUGGAGUAAAUGGUUCAAGAAUGAUGCUAAGCUAAAAGGGCUUGACCAUCGAGAAGGAGAUUUACUGGUCAAUGCCUCGGCAAAAUUCAUUGACACCGGAGGAGAUGUGUAUUUUGUGCUGAAGUCAGACGUGGAAGCUGAUUUAGAAAAUGCUCUCGGGUACCUUAGGGACAGAAUGAGCAAAUACAGCGGUCCCUUUGACAUUACAUAUUCAAAAACAUCUGACAAGCGUGUUAUACACAACAUGUUUACAGAGGGACUGAUAAAUCCCGGUGAUCCAGAAAGUUUGAAGACCUACAUCGUGAAGAACGAAGGAUCAACGGUUGGCUACCCUGGGUCUACUUAUUUGGUGACGCAGAAGUUUAAAUUUAACUGGACAAUACUUGGAAAUAUGAGAACGGUUAGUGCUGAAGUAUUUUAUUAUCACCAUCAUAACUCUUCGCGCCAGUAG
Molecule: messenger RNA, 753 nt
Organism: Exaiptasia diaphana
Lineage: Eukaryota; Metazoa; Cnidaria; Anthozoa; Actiniaria; Aiptasiidae
Exons: 3
Coding region: 1-753 (250 amino acids)
Cellular component (GO): cytosol
Source: RefSeq, a predicted model, not a curated record